GAGGAAAGGAAAAUGCAGAAAGAAUCUUUUUAUUUCCAAGAAUUAUACAUCGAAGAAUGAUAAGCUUUUGGGCAUCAAAUACAGGUUGCCAUGGUGAAGGAUACAAUACGAAUAUGAUACGYGAAGUUGUGACAACAGUAGAAAAUUGAGAGAAGUCUUAUAUUCCUACUUGCUAAGAUGGACUGGAUCUGUCAGAGAUAUAGAGUGUACAAGUAACUCAURAAACUCCUUCGUGAUUGCUCAGUUGAUUGUGCGAGAGUUAAUUGCUUGGUGUUAAAGUCGUUAUCACUAUAUUGAGCAGCACUUAACAAUGGCCGAAGUUACUUCGCGCAGUUCUUCUGCUGAGAGUGACAGACCCCGGAGUCUUUCAGCAGCAAUGGUMUUUGAGAGAAGCAUGAAUGAAAGCGAGGGAUUCCGUAGCCCUAUGCUGAAACACUUCACCAGGAACAUUAUUAAGAAAUGGAGGAACUCGAAGGAACGUGCUAUAAACAAAAGACUACAUGAAGUCAAGGUCGAGAAGAAGCGAAGAGARGCAGARUCYAAGGAAGUCGCUAGACUUAUUACUCGAACUGUACCACUUGAUCUGCUAGCUAAAGAAUGGUUGAAUAACAAUGCUCUCACGGUCGAUGUAAGAAUAUACCUUGUUGAAAAACUUCUACCAACUCUCAUUCUUGGGAUYGAGAAGUUACUUACUGAGGUGUCUGACAGAAAUCUCGCAGAUUCUGAAGGAUUUUGCAAGGAUUUUAAUCCAAUUAAUAAUUUAGCUCAAUAUCUUAUGAGAAACAACCCCAAAUAUUCCAAUCUGUUGGAAUCUUCUCCAUAUGCUAAAGGCAUGCGGAAAGUAAUCGAGGACAUGAAAAAGGAGAUUUAUGCAACAGAGGAGAACAAAUUAGCAAAAAUAAAAGCUGAAGCAAGAAAGAAAAGAGAARAAAGAGAACAAAUAGAAAGAAUGAAAGAUGUAGAGGAUAGAAGAAGGUCGUAUGCUAUUGAAGAACAGUUUCCAGAAUGGACUUCAGAUUGGAAAGGAUUCAUACCCCUUGCUGUUAUUCAAAAUGCACUUCUUUCAUAUCAAGAGCUAGUGGCAACAAUGUCAGAAGAAAUCAAAAAGGGUGCUCAUUUCUGUGUUCCAUUGGAUCCCACUGAUACAAAAGGRAAUGUUUUGGAUCUAGAUGCAUACAAACAGUUCAUGAAGCCGUAUUCAGGAAACAUAUCUGCACAAGCCUUCAAUAUCCUACUUGGUCAYCURACAUUGUGUGCCAAAGAAUAUCGAGCUGCAAGCCUUAGACAAGCUGUUCAGUUGAUGCUGCAAAACUUGUUCUUAGCACUUGAUGUAAAUAAGGUUGGUCAACUUGACCGUCAACGUGUGCUUGAGUUAUUUGGUGUCUUUUACGAUAAAGCUCCAGACAAAGAUAAAAUUGUCCUGAGAAAUCCUCGACAAUGGCCUGUCAUUGAAGUUGAAGAAGCAAGUUUUCAGGAUAGCGAAGAAGAAGAGGAAGAGUCUGUCUUAAGUGAAGAGCUGACGGAAAAACCCAAAGGAGAAACAAAAGAAAUACCUAAACAACAAGAAGAAGAGAAACAAGAUCAGACGGAAGGAGAACAUCAACAAGAAGGGACCAAGAAUGAUGAAAAGAAAGACGACGAAGAAGCAAAACAAGUUAAAGAGGAAGAGAGUCAACAAGAAGAAGGAGAGAAGAAGGAAGAAGAAGACAAACCUGGAAAUGAAGAAGAGAAGAAUGAUGAACAUGAAAACGAAGAAGAGAAGCAGCAGGAAGAAGGCAAAGAGAUGGCAAACGAUGAAAAUAAACAAGAGUUGCAAGAUGAAACRCAAAAUGAACCCGAACAGACGGAGAAACAGAACGAAGAAGACAAAAAAGACGAAGGUCUGAGUGAAGAAGACAGAAAACUGCUCGACUCAAUUCCUGAUGAAUUCGAGUCUUCAGAAGAUUCAGAGUCUAAAACUACAGGAAGUGUUUUUAAACCAGACACGCAGUCAGUAGUCGAAGGGUCAGCAUUUGAUGAGAAUUCGUUGAACCAAUCACAGUUUGUUCAUCUCUCUCAGAAGUUCUUGGGUGACGCUCCCAAAAGGUAUGUUUUCCUACAAAGACAUGUGCGCUACACAAACGCCAGUCACGAAGGCGAAUGUUAUGACUAUUUUCAGGCGCGUCAAGAUGCCUUCUCUGCCAAAAAGCGUCGUCUCAUCGACCAAUUGUUCGAUUUGUGGGACAUCGAUACAUCGGGUUUCAUCGAGGUUGAAAAAAUACAAGUUGUGUUGAAUAAAUGGACAACUGACAACGACCCUUACCCUACCGCAUACGAAGCACUAAGUAAAAUCAAAACAAAACUCGAUCGACAAGAAUUCCGUGAUUGUAUUAACGGCAUCUUUAGUGGACUUGAAGAAGGAGAGGAUGAGUUUGAGUUGUUCAUCAAGUUUUUAAUGACCAGCGUCGAGCGGUCAUUCGAAGAGCGCAGGCGUAGUGAGACACGUAAGCGUUGGCUAGGUGCCAUCGAUCUUUCCGCGCAAACAAGUGGCGCGAACCUCGACCCAGUCUACAACACGGUCUUCCAGAUUCUUUACAAAGACGCCGAGGAGCAUGGUCGCAAUAAAACUAUCAGUGCAUUCGUUAGUAUGCUUGAAAACAACGUUGAUAUAGAGACAAUCUCUCGGGGUGAUACAAUGCUGAGAUACGUGGCCUGCACACCAGAAGACAUUGGCUUUAUGUUGGGUAAAACGUUGUAUAGAAAUAUGAAAGCWGUCAGCUGGGCAGCGGUUGAUACCGGUAAACCUAUACAUGUCCCUAAAGUCGGCAGCCAUGGAGGGGUACACUUCUGGAAUCUUUCGAGAAAACCUGAGAGUACAGAUGGAUCUCUAAUCGUACUACCACUMAAGGACCACGAGAAACGAGUCAUUGGUUUGCUGGGUAUCGACACUCUGAACGACCAGCAUAAAAUACAGUUUAUUACUCACGAAAUCACUUUCUACCAGGGUGCAGCCAAGGCUCUAGGUCAAGCUAUUCAAUUCAUAGAUGUACGUAAAAAGACGUUGCGUGUGGCRGAGUCAGCGGUGAAGUGGAUUCUUCGACGAAGCCAAAACGUACAGAAUGUUAACGUGUAUUUAGUCGAGCCUGGACUAAGGCCAGCAGAUGGCAUGGUUGUGCGUCGUAUGAUGGUGCUUGGUCAUAAUGGAUUUGUACAGCGAUUUAGCAACCCGACAAGACUUGACAGAAAAGACAAUCUUUUCAGGGAUUAUUUGUUCAAGUGUAUUGAAAGUUCAGAGACGAUUACAGCCGACGCGUACGGUGAACGUCACAUGGCGUUUCCGUUACGUGACGCAGAAGGUCGCGCCGUUGCCGUUGUUGAUAUCAGUAUUGGCGCGUUAAAAGCGUUACCAACGCACGAAAAUAAAGAAAUUCAAAGAAUGUUACGCUUGCUGGCCAUGGCGCAUAGGGAGGUCGCACGUGAGGUAGCGGGAAUGGAAAAGAACAUUGUACUGGAGGUUGAAAAAGAAUUCGAAAGCGCACGUAUCGAUGUUCUAUUUGAUCGUCUGAUGCUACUUGAUUUGAGAGAAAAUGUCGGGAGGCUGGACGCCAGAGCGUUUGCGGAAAUCAAGAGCUACAAGGACCCCCCUAAAGUAAUCCAUGACAUACUAAAGGCCGUUCUAGGGAUCUUCAAUACCGAUAUUGAGCUGCAAGCUCGGUUCGAGGAGUGGACCACAUGUAAGCAGUAUAUAAACCAAGACUUAGUGAAAAAUAUCACAUCGUACGAUCCGACAGCGCGGGAAAAUGUCGUUAAAGUGGACGCAAAGACUCURGCUAAAAUCUUACAAGACGUACCACAAGGAGCUGUUGCCAAACAUGGAUCUCUGCCUGCACAGUACUUGUUUAACUGGGCGUUUGUUUGUCUGUCACUUAUUGAACACACGGAUAAGAUGACGGAGACUCGACCAGGCAAGGUUAUUAGUCCUCACGCUACAAGCUCACUCAUGGUUGACCAYGGRAAAGGACGAAGAGAUUCGCCYACAGAGACAAUCAAUACCACUUCUAGGACAGCAAACACUGCUGUGGAUAUUUAGAUAUUUGGAUAAUAUUAAAAUAUUUUUGUAAGAAUAACGACAUAAUUUACAAAAAUAGCAGUUAACUUAGUAUGGAGAACAAUGAAUUUCUCGUGCUAGUUUUCACAUACAUAGAGUCUUCCAGACUCAACCCGUGUGAAACACUUGGUCAAUGUUCACGUAUUAUUCAGUAAAAGCAAAGGAAAACAGUUCAAUUACGGACGACUGCUAGCAAGUAGUCUAGUAAUAAAAAAAAACAUUCCUUAUCUCUUAAUUAUUUCACGGGUUGAGUGCUAAGUUGUUUUUACGACCCAAACAUAGGCCACCCAAUUAUUGCUUAAUAGAAAGAAAAGAAUGAAUACACACGCUUAUAUUAUAAAAGUCUGCGCAAAUCGUUCUUUUCUUUUCUCAAGCAAUAGUUUAGGCAGCCAAAAUGUUCGAGGGCGUGCUUUGAGAACCAGUGGAGAAAUGUCCGAGAACAGCCUUAGUAACGAUCACAAAAUGAUGCUCUCACAAUACAAUGAUAUGUCAGAUGCAAGGAUAAAUGUGUGAUUUAAAGACAAGUAUUUAUUUUUGUAAAUGAAAACAAAAACAUUUUCAAUAAAACUAGUUUUAUGCC
This is a messenger RNA of Exaiptasia diaphana, 4667 nucleotides long. Its product is annotated as EF-hand calcium-binding domain-containing protein 5. The transcript is spliced from 21 exons. Gene Ontology annotation, molecular function: calcium ion binding. The record is from RefSeq and is a predicted model, not a curated record. NCBI's taxonomy places the organism in Eukaryota, Metazoa, Cnidaria, Anthozoa, Actiniaria, Aiptasiidae. The coding region runs from base 311 to 4069 and encodes 1252 amino acids.